GCUGCUACGACUCGUCAAAUUUCCGUGGUGGUCUGCUCAUUGUCUUCUGAAGAGAUCGUGACUAGGGGCCACUGGCCCUGGGGGUGAUCGACACCAGGAUUCUUUUCCUAAACGCUCUCGUUACCUUGCAAUAGUUGGACCAAAUGUCUUCUUCAUUGGACGAGCUUCCUGCCCAUGUUCGUCUGGAGACACACUCUACCGCUCGCAGCAAAGCAGUUGCCGCAAGCAAUAUCAGCCCAGGAUCAGUUGUGCUGGAAGUGCCAUCCAUGGUGGUUGUACUGCUCUCGUCAGACAAAGGUCACCGAUGUGAUUUUUGUCUCUGCUCAGGAGCAUCUGGGAUCAAGCUGGCCAGGUGUGCUGGCUGUGCUUCAUACUGGUAUUGCGGAUCACAGUGCCAAACUUUGCACUGGGGGUCGCACAAAAAGUUUUGCAAGAGACUUGCUUCCUUCAUGGCAUCAGCUGAUUUUCAAUGCCUGGAAGCGCACGAGCAACUGGACGCUUUGCUUCACACCCAUCUUAUAGCAGAAAUUUCGUCUAAUGCGCCCUCUGAUGUAAGAGCGAAGCAACUAUCCACUUUCAUGUCUCUGCUGCCUGGACCGCAGCAUGGCCCCCUCCCACUCGCUUGCCCCAUGUCUGUGGAUGUUGGUGUGCAUCAAAGCCUUGAAGCCCUUUUUGCGCGGUCUGGGAACAACAAUUUCGUAAUUCACAGCCAUCUCACUACUGUGGCCCAUGGCAUUUUCCCUCUUGCGAGUCGUCUUUUCAACCAUUCAUGCCUUCCAAACGCCGCUGCCAGAUACGUAAUUCGUCGAGGUCAGCCAGUGAGGAUGGAAAUUAUAGCUUUGCGAGAGAUCAAAGCCAUGGAAGAGAUUUGUAUUCCAUAUGUGGACCCUGCUCUGAUAGAAUCUCGUCAGCAGAUCUUCAAGUUCACCUACGGUUUCUCCUGUACAUGCCCAUCAUGCAAUUUCAUCAACACUCUUGGCGCAAUUCCUUCGUUGCCCGUCUCGGAGGUCGCACUCGCAAAAUUGGACAAAACUCUACAAACAUUCUGCAUUCCUUCUGGAGAUAUUGACAAUCGCACGUUGCUUGCGGGCUCAACUCUUCCAGAACUUCCAGAAAACCUCUACCCUGUGCUCCACGAAUCGUAUCUAUCGCGGCUUACAGAUGCCUUCAGCAAAUCUUCUCACGAGGGCUCUUAUCAUGCCGCUCUUGAUGUCGGGCUAACAGUGUUUGCCGUGUAUCUUUUAAUUUACCCAGAAAAUUAUCCACAAAUUGGUAUGCAUCUGCUGGAGAUGGCGAAGACAGCGUGGAAUGCUGUGAUAGCAACUGAUCAUGAUGAUGCGCGAGCUUCUUUCGCGAAGUCGUCCUUGCUUAAGCGGGCCCGAACUUACCGCGAUCUUUCCAGCAAAAUAAUGGAGGUGUUCGGUCCGGAAGGCGAUACGGCGGGUCCUCUUGAAGAGCUUGCGGUUUUGAAAAAUUUACUUCAUGAGGAGCUGGAUUGAACCCUGCAGGCGCG
This is a messenger RNA of Suillus clintonianus, 1513 nucleotides long. RefSeq lists its product as uncharacterized. Bases 144 to 1499 code for a protein of 451 amino acids. The transcript has 6 exons. The record is from RefSeq and is a predicted model, not a curated record. Gene Ontology annotation, molecular function: protein binding. Lineage: Eukaryota; Fungi; Basidiomycota; Agaricomycetes; Boletales; Suillaceae.